This is a messenger RNA of Mesocricetus auratus (golden hamster), 688 nucleotides long. RefSeq names its product formyl peptide receptor-related sequence 3-like. Gene Ontology annotation, biological process: inflammatory response; positive regulation of cytosolic calcium ion concentration; phospholipase C-activating G protein-coupled receptor signaling pathway. The coding region runs from base 87 to 635 and encodes 182 amino acids. Lineage: Eukaryota; Metazoa; Chordata; Mammalia; Rodentia; Cricetidae. Gene Ontology annotation, cellular component: plasma membrane. The record is from RefSeq and is a predicted model, not a curated record. Gene Ontology annotation, molecular function: complement receptor activity; N-formyl peptide receptor activity. The transcript has 2 exons.
GAUGCAGAUGAAAUGGAAACCAAUUCCUCCAUCUCACUAACUGGAUCAGAAGUUGUGUUCUAUGAGUCUACCACCUCAAGAGUUCUAUGGAUACUCUCACUGCAAAAGAUGCAAGAGGGAAUGUGCACUGUACAAUUAACUUUGAGUCCUGGAUUGCAACUCCAGAGGAGCAAUUAAAGCUAUCUAUUACUGUGAACACAGUUUCAGGAAUAGUCAGUUUCAUUAUUGGAUUCAGUAUGCCUAUGUCCUUCAUUGUCAUCUGCUAUGGAUUCAUAGCUGCUAAGAUCUGCAGAAGAGGCCUUUUGAAUUCCAGCCGCCCUUUACGUGUCCUCACUGCUGUAGCAGUUUCCUUCUUUGUCUGUUGGUUCCCUUUUCAAUUGAUAAUGCUUUUAUGCAACAUCUGGACCAAGGAGACACCAUACAUUGUUCACAUCAUGGUGAAUCCAGCAAGCACCUUGGCCUCCUUCAACAGCUGCCUCAACCCAAUACUCUAUGUUUUUCUGGGUCAGGAAUUCAGAGAGAAACUGAUCCACUCCCUGUCUGCCCGUCUAGAGAGAGCACUGAGGGAGGACUCAGCUCUGAACAAUGGCAAAGCCAGGAACUUGUCUUCAUAUCCUGAAGACUCUGAGCUCUAGAAAAAGGUAAGAGAGGAACCAUGAGAAUGCUUGCUGUAACACUACUUUCACUU